AUGGAUACAAACAUCCAGCGAGCUUUGAACGAUAAGCUUUACGACAAGCGGAAAGUCGGUGCUCUCGAGCUCGAAAGGGUCAUUCGGGAGCUGGUGGCGAGCAAGGACUAUGACAGGGUACAGGCAAUACUGGAUCAGCUCUGCAACGAGUAUGCCUACGCUGUCCACCAGCCUCAUGCCCGCAACGGUGGCUUGAUCGGCCUUGCCGCCGCCGCUAUUGCUCUUGGAUCGCUUGGGGCAGAUUCCGAACUGUCCGUCAAGAAUGGGGCUGAACUUCUAGACCGACUGAUCAAGGAUAUCGUCUCAGAGUCCGCCGCGACCUACGUUAGUGUGUUGGAAAUGCCAGCGGAUCACGUCGAGAGUGAUAAGGACGCCCUUGACGAGCAUGCGGAGUUACCUACUGCCUUCUCUCUCAAACAAUUCAUUCCAUUAUUGAAAGAGCGCAGCUAUACAAUCAACCCCUUCACCAGAACAUUUCUGGUCGGCUGGAUCGUCUUGCUGGAUUCGAUCCCUGAUCUAGAGCUCGUCGUAUAUCUCCCCGAGUUCCUAAGUAGUCUAUUAAAAUUCCUCAGCGACCCCAACAGAGAUGUCCACGUGGCCACCCAGGGGUGCUUGGACAAGUUUCUCAACGAAAUCAAGCGCAUUGCUCGCGUCAAGAAAGGCAUUGCCGAGAGCAGAAAGUCCAAGGGUGAUGGCAAACGUAAGAGAGAAGAGUCCGUCGACAGCGGCAGUGUUCAGGCUGCGCUUGAGGAAGGGGACGAGGUCGACUCAACUACGGCUAAUGAAGAAGACGACACGAGUAGUGAAGACGACUGGGUCCCGGGACAAGAUGUUCAAAUCAACUACAGAGCCAUUCUCGAGAUACUCACGGCUUCUCUCGACUCGCCGUUAGAUGAAGACGGUUUAUUAGAGUCUCUGAGAUGGAUCGUCGAUUUCUUGGACAUCUGCCCAGAGGAAGUGCUUCCUUUCACACCAAAGAUACUGGCCCACCUCCUACCGGCCAUGGCAAGCGGAGUUGAGUCAAUCCGUCAAGCUGCCGCAAGAGUCAACACGUCACUCAUGGACUACGUGGUGUCUCUCUCUGACGAACCAGAAUUGCCUCUGUCGCAGAAUGCCUCUCGUAUCCCAGCACCCCUACCAGGGGAGCGACAGGAUGGCGCCUCAAGCACUCCCCCGGAGCUGUCCGAAUUGAGAAAACGUCUGAGAAAUCUGGAGACCAAGGACGGCCAAACAUUCUUCGUUGCUCUUUUCCGCUCCUGGUGCUACAACGCGGUAGCAACCUUCUCGUUAUGCUUGCUUGCGCAAGCCUAUGAGCAGGCCUACAAUCUCCUACAGAUUUUUGCUGAAUUGGAGAUGACGGUCAAUAUUCUCAUUCAAAUUGACAAGCUAGUGCAACUUCUGGAGUCGCCAGUGUUCACAUACCUUCGCCUCCAGCUGCUGGAACCGGACAAAUACCCUCACAUCUACAAGUGUCUCUACGGACUCUUGAUGCUUCUGCCCCAGUCGUCGGCAUUCGCGGCACUGAAGAACCGCCUGAACAGUGUGAGCUCAGUAGGCUACCUGCAUAUCGCGUCGAGAACGUAA
Messenger RNA from Phaeoacremonium minimum UCRPA7, 1584 nucleotides. RefSeq names its product putative vacuole morphology and inheritance protein 14 protein. The record is from RefSeq and is a predicted model, not a curated record. The coding region runs from base 1 to 1584 and encodes 527 amino acids. Gene Ontology annotation, biological process: phosphatidylinositol biosynthetic process; positive regulation of kinase activity. Gene Ontology annotation, cellular component: fungal-type vacuole membrane; PAS complex; endosome membrane. NCBI's taxonomy places the organism in Eukaryota, Fungi, Ascomycota, Sordariomycetes, Togniniales, Togniniaceae. The transcript is spliced from 8 exons.